Molecule: messenger RNA, 7983 nt
Organism: Spirometra erinaceieuropaei
Lineage: Eukaryota; Metazoa; Platyhelminthes; Cestoda; Diphyllobothriidea; Diphyllobothriidae
Source: the annotation of a GenBank genome assembly
AUGUAUCACCAGACUGCGCUCUUCCAGGAGAUGUGGCGUCAAGGGGAAGCCCCGCAAGAUUUCAAAGACGUAACCAUCAUGCAUCUCUACAAGCAAAAAUGGAACCACCAAUUCUGCGACAAACAACGAGGCAUUUCCUUGCUAAACAUCGCCGGGAAGAUUGUCGCUCGCAUCCUUCUCAACCGCCUCAAUAACCACCUGGAACAGGGCCUUCUGCCGGAAAGCCAAUGCGGCUUCCGUCGUCAUCGUGGGACCACGGAUAUGAUCUUCGCCGCCCGCCAACUUCAGGAGAAGUGCCAGGAGAUGCGGACCCACCUGUUCUCUACCUUCGUGGACCUGACAAAAGUCCUCGACACGGUGAAUCGUGAGGGACUGUGGAAGAUCAUGCAGAAAUUCGGCUGUCCGGAGCGAUUCACCCAGAUGGUACGUCAGCUGCACGACGGUAUGAUGGCGCGAGUCACAGACAGCAGAGCCGUCUCAGAGGCAUUCGCAGUGACCAACAGAGUGAAGCAGGGAUGCGUGCGGGCGCCUACCCUCUUCAGUCUCAUUAUCUCUGGCAUGCUGAUGGACGACUACCGCAACGAACGCCCUGGAAUCCGCAUCGCCUACAGGACGGACGGUCACCUGCUGAAUCAACGACGGAUGCCCUUCCAGUCGCGCGUAUCCACAACCACCAAGCACGAACUCCUCUUCGCCGACGACUGCGCCCUGAACACCACCUCGGAGGAGGAGAUGCAACGCAGCAUGGACCUAUUCUCCGCCGCCUGCGAGAACUUUGGGCUGGUCAUCAAAACGCAGAAGACGGUGGUGAUGCAUCAACCGCCACCCAACUCAGCCACAGCCCCCAACGCGUCGCCGCAAAUCAGCGUAAACGGAACCCAACUGCAAGUGGUGGAGAACAUCCCGUACCUGGACAGUACCCUUUCCCGCAACACCAAGAUCGAUGACGAUGUCGCCAACAGGAUCUCGAAAGCCAGUCAAGCCUUCGGUCGUCUCCAAAGCACAGUUUGGAAUCGUCACGGACUUCAACUGAGCACGAAGCUAAAGAUGUGCAAGGCCGUCAUGCUGCGCCGCUACUGUAUGGAGCGGAGGCUUGGACGGUGUACACAAAGCAGGCACGCCGACUGAACCAAUUCCACUCAGUUGUCUUCGUCGCAUCCUGAGGCUGAACUGGCAGGAUCGAAUCCCCGACACUAAUGUGCUGGAACGAACGGGAAUCCUCAGCAUCUACACCAUGCUGAGACAAAUGCAACUGCGCUGGGGCGGCCAUCUGGUGCGCAUGGACGACGAGCGUUUAACCAAACGACUCUUCUACGGAGACGUCGCGACGGGUUCUCUCCGUCAAGGAGGCCAAAUUCGCCGUUACAAGGAUACCCUGAAGUCCUCCCUGAAGCGCAUGCAAAUCAGCACGGCCAACUGGGAAGAGCUCGCACUCGAUCGACCGACCUGGAGGAGGACAGUGAAGACAGGCGCUGCGAUCUACGAAGCCAAUCGCAUCCCUGCCGCCAAGGUGAAACGCGAAGUCCGCAAAUCCCUACUUCGCCCAGUACGCAAGGCAGCCGCACAAUCGCUUCCAACGUGUCCCCGAUGUCAACGGACAUCCCGAGCUCGAAUUGGACUUGUUGGACACUUUCGGAUCAACUGCGCCUCUCGAACUGCACCAACCAUCUUCCCCCCGCCCGCCUCUUCCUCAUCCUCUCCGUCGCCAACUAACUCGGACAAUUCUUCUGAACCAGCACUUCCAUCCAUCUCCUCCUCCUCCUGCUCCUCCUCCUCCACUGCUCCAACGACGGCCGCUCAGGCGACUGUCACGCGCGCAACAACAGACACCACCCCCACCUCUGCCGACUCCAGCGAUGAGGAUCAGGACUACACCUGCGCACACUGCGACCGCAACUUCACCUCACGCAUCGGCCUGGUCGGUCAGUUGCGAAUCCAUCGCACAUAGACUGGCGAACCAGUGCCUGGAACACCAACCUACACCCACCGCACUCGCCUUCACUGCCCACACUGCCCUCGCACCUUCCGGCAUCGCAUGGGUUUAUUCGGUCAAAUGCGCAUUCACGAGUGCGGAAUUGACCACAAUUCCGACACACCCACCACAUCCAACACACCCACCAGGCCCAGCACCACACUCGCUCCAUCGCCCUGCCCGCCCAUCACCACCACCACCAUCACCGCGUCCUCCGUAACUGACACUGCCGCCGCCGACUUCACCUGCCCACAGUGUUCACGCACAUUCACCUCUCGCAUCGGCCUGGUCGGUCACUUGCGAAUCCAUCCGCACAGAGACUGACGAACCAGUGCCUGGAGCACCAGCCUAUACCCACCAAGCUCGUCUCAACUGCCCACACUGUCCUCGCACCUUCAGACAUCGCAUGGGCUUAUUCGACCACAUGCGCAUCCACGACGACCUGCGGUAGACAACACCCAGCCACACCACACAUUCAUUCACUCCCUACCUCCCACCACACAUCAACACUCCCACACCUCAUGCACCCAACUGCCACCUUCCACGCAAGUGGGAAGUGUGCAUCUCGACUCGGUCCCCAUGCGGCUUCGGCUGCAGGGGUAACUUGAGUCCGAGACUAUCCCGACACGUCAAGCGUCGUGGAUAGGAAUGUUGCUGAUUAACGCCCCCACUCGUUCCCCGCAGUCCGUCCGUUUGUGUGUGUGUUGUGUGGAGUGGCGGACUGGUGGGCUGGGGACGGGCUGAAUCAGCACCUCACACGACACUCUCACGCAAGUGAGAGACACGCCGUUCAACCCCCGUUGUGUGAAAUCCUGGUGCUUGUGUGUGUAUGGGGGGCCAGGUCGUGCUGUGGCGCGCGCAGGCAUGGUCCGUCGGUCAUGCCAGCCACCGCGCCAAUUUCCCAAUCCAGUCUGCUUACCGGCUCGGACAGCGGCUGGGGUGUGGGAGUGGUAAUGGAGAGUGAGGUCGACGACUCAGCACACUUUCUCCUCACUGUAAACAAUGUGACGCGCUUGAAGCUAUCACGGUGCGCUAAAAGCCGUGGCUUGGAAGGUUGCCAACUGACGGGGUACCUUGGACCACCUCCUUAACGGGAGGCGGUCUGAGAGUCAGGCUGCAAUGGCUCCUUUUUAAUGUGGCCUUUAUGGCACUCCCACCACAAUGUGGGAUCCGAGCCAGGCGUUGGCGGCACGCCUGGGUGCGGCUUCGGCCGUGCCAGCCUCCAAAUCUCUGUUGUGUUGAUUGAAAUUCUUGUCAUUUGUUGUGUGGACCAGGGGGUGUGGUGGAACGCCAAGGUGAGGAUCCGUCCGAGCUAUCCACCUGCGGUCUCCCUCAUCUCCGGUCUUCUUGACUCUGUCUUGAGUCCGGGCCCAGGCGGGGGAGGAGGAGAGAGUGAAGGUAGAUGCAGCGCAAGUCUACCCGCACUAUAAACCCCUGCGCAAUUCACCGUCCCUGCUGCCACCUGCUGUGGGACAUAAGGUGGACAUAAUUGAAAUCGAUGGUCGAACUGUCGUAACUAAGUCAUUUCUCAGAAAAUUAAAAGGAUGAACUUUCUUAACUGGACCACCUGUGAGAAUGCACACGUGGAAAGCUGUCUACCAGUGAAUUACAAAUUUUCUUGACGUCAUGCAAUUCUGCACAUGUCUCGUCGUCCUUGCCAGUUAACUGUGAGACUUCAGGUGCUGGAAUAUGGUUUAGUGUGGGGGGCGAACUUUUCCGACUGUCGUCAUUGUCAUUAAAGGCGUCCAGCAGACCCACCACCAUGUUUGGUUGCAGGUAGUGAUGGCAGCUACAAGGUGCACACGUAAGUAGACGAAAGCAUUAAGAGAGAAAAUAUCAGCAUAUUGAGCAGGUUGCCUACAAAAUCCACGCCCUAUGGCUAUACAUAUGUAUAUAUAUAUAUAUAUAUAUAUAUAUAUAUAAAUUAAAAAACAGGCAUCCCAAGAAAUAUAAUUAGAAAGAUAAAGUUCUUUGGGAAACAGCACAAUUUUAUUGUGAAUUUUCGAGACUGGUUCCCCAGCUCGUCUUCAGACAAUGGGUGUGCAAAAACAAUUAACUUUUAGCCUGAGUCUAGCAAAAGGAGUCAAUGAUUGGUUAAGAUUGUCAUCUCGGUUAUCAACUAUAAGAUCUCGAAAUGGCUAUUUCGUCAACUACAUCCACUAACGAAGAACUCCGAGAACUCCAUUCAGGAUUUAAAAGAGUUUCUAGACAAAUUAAGCGGUGUCAACAUCACAUGUGACGAGAUUACGGUGUCAUUCGAUGUGGUCUCGCUUUUCACUUCGAUUCCGCUAGAUUUAGCAAAAAGCUGCACCGAAGAACUGCUUCAAACAUAUACUUCUGAGGUACCUCCAGAGGCUUUACUUCAACUCCUUGAUCUCUGUAUGGAGACAAAUUUUUCCUUCUCAAAUCAAUGCUACCGGCAAUUAAAAGGUGCCCCCAUGGGUUCACCAAUAUCCGGUUUCCUGGCAGAAGCAUUACUGCAGAAAUUAGAGAGCAUAGCCCUUCCCACAGUCAAUCUAAAACUUUGGCUGCGAUACGUAGAUGACACUUUUGUCAUCGUCAAGAAAGAUCAGUUGAAUCUACCCCAUACCAAUAUUAACUCCAUAUUUCCAGGAAUUACAUUUACUUUGGAAACAGAGGUCGAUGGACAACUCCCAUUCCUGGAUGUCCUUGUACGUCGAAAAACCGAUGGAUCACUCCAGACAUCAGUUUAUCGCAAAGAGGCGUAUUCAGAGGUCAUCCUACACUUUGAGAGUAAUCACCCUGUCUCUCACAAACGGAGUACAGUCUACAGCCUUCUGAAUCGAGCCAAAACCCACUGCUCUGACGAAACAAGUUAUCGAGCAGAAAUGAAAUACCUCUACAAACUGUUCUCCCAAAAUGGGUACCCGCAUGACUUUAUACGUCAAUGCAUGAGGUACCAGCAACUCAAGGGAAAAGGUAUUUCCAAUGCUACGGCCACUCAGGCAGCAAAACAAACCACAUGGCGAACUCUCCCAUACGUCAAAAAUGUAUCUGAACUUGUCGAAAGACAAUUGAAAAAGUACCAGAUACACGUAGCACACCAGCCGGCAACUACCUUACGCACACAGCUUGUGCACCCUAAGGACAGGGUCGGCUACCUUGAAAGAAAAGGUGUCGUCUACAAAAUCCCGUGUUCUAGUUGUGAUGCCGUUUAUUGUGGCCAAACUGGGAAAUCUGUAUCAACCCGUUUACAUGAGCAUCAGUUAGCGGUGAAGAGACGCGACCAUUUAUCCCAGGUGGCCAUGCACACACUAGACACUGGGCAUAAAUUCGCAUGGGAGAACACUCGCAUUGUUGGCGCCUGCCAAUCAAGAAAAGGCCGCGAAUUCCUGGAAGCAAUGCACUCAGAUGAGGCAUGCAUCAACCGGCAUAUCGAUUUAGAUGCCGCAUACAAAAUCGUUAAGGACAGAUUCAAACUGAGUCAGCCAAUCCCGGGAUGACAAUCUUAACCAAUCAUUGACUCCUUUUGCUAGACUCAGGCUAAAAGUUAAUUGUUUUUGCACACCCAUUGUCUGAAGACGAGCUGAAGAACCAGUCUCGAAAAUUCACAAUGAAAUUUUGCUGUUUCCCAAAGAACUUCAUCUUUCUAAGUAUAUAUAUAUAUAUAUAUAUAUAUAUUAUGAUAGUGGGCGCUCACCGAUCAGGUUACGGAACAUGCUCGUUCCGUUGUGCCUUGGGGCUCAUACUUAAACCCUCGCAGGCAGUCGCACAGCGACUAGUGAUAUAUGUUGGAAAGGUAAUACCGACAAAGACAAGGGAGACCGGAAUGGCCAUUCCGGUCUCCCUUGUCUUUGUCGGUAUUACCUUUCCAAUAUAUAUAUAUAUAUAUAUAGGCAGAAUAACAUUACCGACAAAGACAAUGGAGACUGGAAUGGCCAUUUCUGGCUUAUUAGCCGUCGUCAGCCAGCCAUACCCAAGCCCGAAGUGUGGAACACCCGAGCCUCGAACUCGCGACCUGUUGGUUUAGAAGUCAACGCCUCUACUCACCGGGCCACGAGCCCGUUGCCUUGUCGGUUUUCGAUCGGGAAUAUACACUGUUAGGGGGCGCUCACCGAUCGUUCAUACGGAACUCACUCGUUCCGUUGUGCCUUAAGAGCUCUCUCUCGAGCCCAACCAGCAGCCGCACAGCGGCGCAUGAUACAUAGGCAGAAUAACAUUACCGACAAAGACAAGGGAGACUGGAAUGGCCAUUUCUGGCUUAUUAGCCGUCGUCAGCCAGCCAUACCCAAGCCCGAAGUGUGGAACACCCGAGCCUCGAACUCGCGACCUGUUGGUUUAGAAGUCAACGCUAAUAAGCCAGAAAUGGCCAUUCCAGUCUCCCUUGUCUUUGUCGGUAAUGUUAUUCUGCCUAUGUAUCAUGCGCCGCUGUGCGGCUGCUGGUUGGGCUCGAGAGAGAGCUCUUAAGGCACAACGGAACGAGUGAGUUCCGUAAGAACGAUCGGUGAGCGCCCCCUGACAGUAUAUAUAUAUAUAUUUAUAUAUAAGUAUAUAUAUAUAUACUUAUAAAAUGUUAGGGGAGAAAUCUCGUCGGAAAAUCGAGGUAUACUCGUGAAUUUUCAAGUCGGUUACACCAACCCGUCUUCAGACGAAAAUGAAAAGUGUGAGCGAGAUAAUCCUAAUGGGGAGCUAGGGAGACAUCCAGGUUACAUCGACAAGCCGGACGUUUAUGUGUGGGGAUGAAGAAGUUGUUUGGAUAGGUGGCGGACAUUAGGGGAAGUGUUGGGUGUUCACACAUGGUUCACUCUGUGGGGGAGGUGCUGAAUCCGUGAUAUUCUACAUGGCCGUACAUGAAUUAGCAGUUGGUGUCUUAGGGUGGGCGCAAGCCGGCGAACCGUGAACGUAAGCCUUCGUAGUGAACGUCUAAGUCGACAUGGCGGUUGAUGCCAUUGUUAUUAGAGUGCCAAGCCUCUAGAAACUCUUGCGCUUGUUUGGUGUUGGCACUAGCGAUCACUUCAGUCCUCUCCCAGUUGAAGCGGUGAUCACACUCAAGGGGAUGCGCAAACACGAGAGACAAGGGGUCCCGUCGGCGGAUGGCCAACUUAUGUUCGUUAAUGUGGGUCCGAAGUCGUCGGCCGGUAUGCCCAACAUAAACACUAGAGCAGUUUGCACAUGGAAUGCGGUAAAUGACAUUUGUUUGCUGCUCCUUCGGUAUGGGGUCUUUUACCCGGGAUAAUUUCGUGCGCAAUGAAGACGCCGGUCUGUGGGCGAUGGAGAUGCCGAACUGAUUUAAUUGUCGAACGAUCGCUUCGGAAAUUCUCGGCAUGCAGUGCAGGGAAUAGAAUUUUCGUGAUGCCCUGUCUCCGUUAGAGUCGACGUUUUGUGGUUGUUGCUGGCGUCUGAGACAAUUUCUUACAAAGCUCAUCGGGUAUCCGUUGAGUCGGAAAAAGCGAUACAAGUAGGCCAGUUCUUUUUUUGAGUAAAUCGGCACUACCGCAGUAACGAUAGGCACUGUGGAAAAGAGUCCGAACACAGCUUCUUCUAUGGACUGCUGGGUGGUUCCUCUAAUAGCUCAGGAUGAUCUCAGCGUCAGAGCUUUUCCGAUGAGCUUUUGUAUGCUCACGUCUAGGAACGGGAGGGUGCCUCCUUUUGCUUCUUUAUGAGUGAAUUGUAGAGCUGGGAAGGCGCCAUUCGGGCUACUACUUCCAUCCUCCUCCUCCUCCUCCUCCUCCUCCUCCUCCUCCACCACUGCCCCAGCGACAGCCGCUCGGGCGGCCGUCUCGCACAUUACCAAUCCCGACGCAACAACCGACACCACCCCCACUACCUCCGACUCCAGCGAUGAGGAUCAGGACUACACCUGCCCUCACUGCGGUCGCACCUUCGCUUCAAACAUCGGCCUGGUCGAUCACUUGCGAAUCCAUCGCAUAGAGACUGGCGAACCAGUGCCUGGGACCCCAAUCCACACUUGCUGCACCCGCCUUCACUGUCCAUACUGCGCUGGCACCUUCACUCAUCGACUGAGCCUAUUGGAUCACAUGCGUACUUAG